Solea senegalensis (Senegalese sole) is the source of this 3604-nucleotide messenger RNA. It is a transcript of the gene chrm3b, whose product is annotated as cholinergic receptor, muscarinic 3b. Bases 152 to 1765 code for a protein of 537 amino acids. Gene Ontology annotation, molecular function: G protein-coupled serotonin receptor activity; G protein-coupled acetylcholine receptor activity. The record is from RefSeq and is a predicted model, not a curated record. Gene Ontology annotation, cellular component: dendrite; synapse; plasma membrane. Gene Ontology annotation, biological process: chemical synaptic transmission; G protein-coupled receptor signaling pathway, coupled to cyclic nucleotide second messenger; regulation of vascular associated smooth muscle contraction. The transcript has 3 exons. NCBI's taxonomy places the organism in Eukaryota, Metazoa, Chordata, Actinopteri, Pleuronectiformes, Soleidae.
ACUAAAAAUUGAAGGUAAAAAAAAGUCUGAGGAGAUCAUUCGGAUCAAAGUACCAUCAUCUUAUUGAUAUAUUCACGUACUUAAACAUUGACGUUCACAUCAUAGUCUGGAUGUGUCUCCGUCUUCAGGAGGUUCUGUCCAGGACUUCACCAUGUCAUCCCACAGUGCUGCUGAGUGGCAGCAAAACCUCAGUCACAUCUGGAGACCAGGAGGAAACUUUAGCGAUUCUCCAGGAAACAGGACGUUGACUGUUCCAGGUGAAGACAUGGACAUGUUGGGAGGACACGCCAUGUGGCAGAUCAUCAUAAUCGUCUUCCUCACUGGGUCCCUGUCCCUUGUCACCGUCGUUGGAAACAUCCUCGUGUUGGUGUCGUUCAAGGUCAACAAGGCUCUGAAGACGGUGAACAACUACUACCUCCUGAGCUUGGCAUUCGCUGACCUGACCAUCGGAACUCUGUCCAUGAACCUUUACACCACCUACAUCAUCCUGGACCAGUGGACUCUGGGGCCGGUGGUCUGUGAUUUGUGGCUCACAGUCGACUACGUGGCGAGUAAUGCCUCCGUCAUGAACCUGCUCGUCAUCAGCUUUGACAGGUAUUUCUCUGUCACUAGACCUUUGACCUACCGGGCCAAACGUACCACCAAGCGGGCCAUGAUCAUGAUUGGAUUAGCCUGGUCCAGCUCAUUCAUCCUGUGGGCCCCUGCUAUCCUGUUCUGGCAGUACAUAGUAGGUGAGCGGACAGUGCAACCUAACGAGUGCUACAUCCAGUUCUUGUCUGAACCCAUCAUUACAUUCUGCACUGCGAUCGCUGCUUUCUACUUGCCAGUAACUAUCAUGGCAAUCCUGUUCUGGAAGAUCUAUCAGGAGACAGAGAAGCGAGCUAAAGAUGUGCAAGGUCUCAAAGGAUCUGGGUCAGGAAACAGCCCAAGCCGGGCUCAGAAUCAGGAGACAGGAGAAGCUUCGUCCAAGAAGUCAUUGACCAUACUGCGCCAGAUGAGUUUGCAAAGUUCCAGCAGCUACGAGUCAAAUCAGCCAACUUCAGAGAACAAGAACAAGGACAACCACUGCAACACGACUGGAUUCAAAGGGAAGUGUGGAACGCUUUGCUUUCAGUUUUCAUCGCUGCUGCCAGGUCACCGUGCAUCCGCGAGGUCGGACAACACCAACACAACUACAGUGAGCGAGACUGAGUGUAAUGGCUGCGCUAGUUUUAAUGACAAUGAGUCUGUUUGUCAAGAAAGCCAGAAGAAAUCAGGGAAGGUGAAGGGGAACCAGGAUGAACAGACAUCGUCUUCCAUCAGAAGUCAAAAUAAAUCACAACCAAACGCUGCCUCCUCAUCACCAUCUUCUGACCAAUCCCCUGCUCCGAUCACCAUGAAAGACGCCGCCAUUGCCAAACGCUUUGCCUUGAAGGCUCGGACAGAAAUCAAUAAACGCAAGAAUGAAAGAAAGGCAAACGAGAAGAAAGCGGCGCGGACGCUCAGCGCAAUUCUGUUUGCCUUUAUCACGACAUGGCUGCCGUAUAACAUCAUGGUGUUGGUCAACACGUUCUGUCAGGACUGCAUCCCCGAGACCCUGUGGGCGCUGGGCUACUGGCUGUGCUACGUGAACAGCACCGUCAACCCCAUGUGCUACGCCCUCUGUAACAAGACCUUCCGAACAACCUUCCGAGAUAUCCUGCUGUGCCAUUGGAAUCAAAGGAAGAACAAGCCCAACUUUCAAGAGAAGAAGGCCGUGGCUUUCCGGAAGAAGGAGCUAAUGUAGAGGACAUCUCAUAGGAGACAAGAAAUGUUGGACGGAACUGUGUUCUCUGAAACUUCUGCUGGCUUCAUUGUAUGUACAAGACACUGUAUCUGGAGCAGCUGCAGAUAUUUGAUUCAAUUGGUCCAAAUUUGAACAAGUCUGUCAAAUUUGUUGUGGAUACUCAAGGUCCCCAGAAGAUGAUCCCUGAUAAGUUUGGUCACACCUUGUAACACUAACCUCCAGUUAUUGUACGACUCAAAAACAGAUCUCUUGAUCAUCAAAUUUGAAGUUCUGAACAUCCUGUACCAAACAGAAUGUCAGAAUUGAGCGUACAGUUACACCUCGAGAAGAUUUCUGUGUUGAUGUUCAUGGUCGUUAGAGUUUAAACCUCAAUCAUCAAUAACAACUGACUAUUUGACUCACUGCACAAGACAAACCAUUUUUGUUUUGGACACUCCUAUGAGUGUCAACCCCAUUUAGUUUUCAUUUAAAAUUCUGCAUCAAAUGGGACGACAGUUUUAACGACAGUUUUAAGGAAGUGGAAUUUGUUGUUAAGGUUAUUAAGAGUUUUGUGGAACUGUCAAAAUAAAAGCACACAGUGCACAUUUCAUUGAUUUUGAAUACUGAUGAUGACGAGCUCAGCUCAAUUAGGACAGAUUUUGUUCUCAUUGUAGCUUUUUGUGUUUUAAAGUAUCAUCGUAUUUAUUGUUAAUUUCAUUGAAAUGUUGCUUUGUCAUACACUUAUUUGCCAGUUUAUUAGGUACACCAAAUUAAAAUGAACUUAUAUUUAUGGUAAUUUUUGCAGGUUGUUUUGUUCAACUUGUUUUAGUGAAAUAUAUUGUGGAUAUAUUGCAAGAAAUGAAUCUUUCAAGUCAACUUUCUUCCAAAUGAGCAACAAAACUUUCCCCAAUGGAUCAACCAACUGUAAUUAUUCAUGUCUUUAUUUUCUUUUCCCGUGUUGCACUGUGGGAAAAGAAUCCACCAAACAGGACUGUAUAUAAACAAGAUUUAUUCUGGGCCAGUUGCGUUCAAGGUCAGCGAUUAUUUUAAAAAGUCUUAAGUAUCUGUUUGUGAUACGUUCACAGAUCUGUCGCAGACAUUUUCACGUGUUUAUAUGAACGGACGAGAAAUAAAAUCUUUAUUUUUACUGUAAACUAAAUUAAUAAAUACAUUAAAAUGCAUAAAUAUAAUAAUAUGGGAUUUAGUUUCAUUGUUGUUGCUCUGGAUUGUGGUCACCAGAUUAACAGUACAAUGUCGCCAUCAAGUGGUUGCAAAGUGAACGGCAGGUUUUCUGUGAAAUCCUUCGUUUUUCAGUAUAUUCAAACUCCUAUUACUCAGCUCCAGUAGAAGUUAGACAGAUUCUGACUAUUGGGGAGAAAAAAAUCAGAGUGCUAUUUUUCAAAAGAGACCAAAACCAUGAGUGUCCUCCAAAUGGUUCAAGAACAUCUUUAGAUUUACUUUGAGUAUGGCCUUUUUUAGAUGUUUUAGGUGAAAAUUACAGUCAUUAUAUGGAGUUAAACCUUGAAAAUUUGAAAAACUAAAACAGUGUUAGCCAAUGUUAGCAAGGUAGCAUGUUGUCUGUAAAGGUCCUGAGACAUCCGGGUCAUUGUAUCUUCAGGGGUAAGCUUGAGUUUACCCCUGUCCAGUUAACUAACUAGUCCAGUUAUCUGUCUAUCUAUAUCUACUCCUGAGGUUAGCAUGUUGUGUAGCAACGCUAACUUCAACUAAACUGGUUUGCACUGCAUUGUAUGAACCAUAAACUAGUCCACCAACGUUCCUGGUCCACCAAUAGUCCUCCAACUUUUCAUGACAUGUUUCUGCUUUGUCUGGUGGAGUGGCUCAGUGGUUAAGACCAGUACC